Molecule: messenger RNA, 1151 nt
Organism: Megalobrama amblycephala (Wuchang bream)
Lineage: Eukaryota; Metazoa; Chordata; Actinopteri; Cypriniformes; Xenocyprididae
Product: E3 SUMO-protein ligase ZBED1-like
Exons: 2
Coding region: 97-690 (197 amino acids)
Biological process (GO): regulation of transcription by RNA polymerase II
Cellular component (GO): nucleus
Molecular function (GO): protein dimerization activity
Source: RefSeq, a predicted model, not a curated record
AGGAAACUUCAUUAAAGACAUUAUUGUCCUCCUCAGGGGGGAUAAAUUGAUCAAAAUGUGUGAAAUUUAAAUUCCAGGUAUGUAAACCAGAAGGACAUGCUGUACGUAGCUUCAGCUAUUGAUCCAUGUUUCAAAGCUAUGCCAUUCCUGAAUGAGGAGGAGCGAGACAGGACCUUCUCCAGACUCCAGACUGAAGCAGUGUGUGGGAUGGAGGAAGAUGCAUAUAAUCAAGAUGCUGCUGCUGAUGAAGUUGAUGGAGUGGAGGAAGAGGUGGAACCCCAACCUCCGGCACCCAAGCAAUUCAAGCAAUCCAGUGCUUUGGAGUCUCUCCUUGGGGAAGCCUACAGACCACAACAGGAAGUAGGACCACAGAAAACUAAAGCGGCAGAGGCAGAAGACGAGAUCAAAAGGUACAGGGCAAGGAGACCUGCGGUACUGCAGGACAAUCCUCUCAUCUGGUGGCGGGAGAAUGAAAAGGAGUAUCCUCUUUUGGCUCGCAUGGCAAAGCGAUAUCUCUGUGUCCCAGGAACCAGCGUCACAUCUGAGAGGGUUUUUUCGACUGCAGGUGAUAUCAUUACUGCCAAAAGAAGUUACUUACCCCUGGGCAUGUCCAUGAGCUACUGUUCCUGCAGAAGAAUCUUUCCAUUCCUGAGUGAUGGCAGUUCACACUCUGGGUUAAGACAAGUUUAAUUUCCAGUUUAUUUUUAUUUUCACUUUAAUAGGCAAGGCCUUUUCCAGUUUUUAUUUAUUUUUAUCUACUAUUUUAGUUUAAAAUGACCAGUUUACACAAAUACACUUUAAAGGCAAUUUAAUGUCUUAUACUUGGAGUACUUGAAGGUUUUACACAAAACUGUGACACAGUUGUGUUUUCUAAAGGUUUUGUAAGUUCAAAUUGUAUUUACAUUCUGUGUAAUGUUGUCUGUUUACUGUGAAGCCAGUAACCAAAUGUGUUCUAAAUGUUGAUCAUUAAAAUAAAAAAUAAAGGUGCAUUUGCAUCUUAAUGUCAAUUCUUAAUGUCAUUUUUAAUAAUACAUCAGGUUCGCGUCUAAAUAAUUGGUCUACUGCUGCUGAUAUACCUCUGCGUCCUCUGUCGUCUACACCAGUGCAAGUUUGUGAAAGCAGUUGUAUCAACACUCUGGAAGGGGGAUUGU